CAUGUCAGCAGCUAGCCUAGUUGCGUCAUCACACACAUGCAAGCACACACCCCGCAGACAGACAGACAUAUACACACAUCGGAUUAACAUUCACUCGCGCCCUCCGUCACAGAAAGACAGACAGACACACGUCGAGUAUGUAUGUUUGUAUGUUGAGAAAGCAAUGAUCGUCUCACAUCUGCUCACUCAGCUCUCAGCAUGCGCCGAGGUGUCAAUCAAGUCGUGAUCGACACGUCGCUCCAGCACUCAGCAUCCACUGGAUGGAUGGAAGCAUGGAAUUAAGUCCUAAAGAAAACACUUGCUCGUCUACGUAUGUACACCCUACUACGUAUGGAUCGUAUGUAUGUAUGUAUGGCUCUCGCCGGUGUAUGUCGCCGAUUGACGAUUGGAAAAACAGCAGAGGAAAACUAGAGCCCGCACACACCCAUCCACACACACACGUACGCCACGUACGUAAACGGCCAGACAGACAGGCAGACAGCUGACUGAGGCGAAGGACGAUUCAGGCACGCAAUUCAUUCAUUCAUCCACGCAGAGACACGUACACACGGAAAGAAACACUAGAGGCCCUCACCAUACCACAUCCACAGACACACUCACACGCCGUCCCGUCCAACCACACACCACCACACCUACCGCCGAGUAGGUGCGUGGCGAGGUUAGGUAGUGUAGACAAGAGCAGUGUGUGUGCAUUUCGCCCUGGGCCGACCCAAAGGCAAACAAAACGCCGACAGAAGGACACUCACCGAUGUCACCUCCCCUCCCCCCAUGGCUGCCAAUGGAACGCACAUUCACACACGGACGACAUAAAACGGCCAGACUGAGGCAAAGCAAUGACACGGACAGACAGACAGACAGACAGACGCCCACUCACACGCAUACACUUCUUUCUCGCCACUACGACAUGAACCCCUCUCCCCCGCCCUCUCAUCAAGACUCCAUCCAGCCCUCUAUGCCUACUGCCCGCGGCGAAAGAAAGCAACACGAUACGUGUGUGGUGUGUACGUGCGGAUCAGUCCAGUGGAGCGAUGACGGUGAGGAAAAGACAGCCAGUCAGACGGAGAAAAAAGGGCCUGCACGCACCAGCGACAGAAGCGAUUGGCGGCUGGCUGGCUUUCGUGUCAUUGUGGCUGCCUGGGCCUUACCGCAAGGUCGUGUCGUAUGUAGAGAGAGGCCGGGCCUACUGCCGGACUCUUCGCCUCCUGCCGUCAGGCUUUGCAGGGGCAGGCUUUGCAGGGGCAGGCUGUGCAGGGGCAGGCUUCACGGGUGCAGGCUUCACGGGUGCAGGCGCCUUAGGUGCAGCCGCAGGACCAGGGGCCACUCUGCGUCGUCUAUCGUCAUCAUCAUCGUCGUCGUCAGUAGGCGGGCAAUCCCCCGAAGAGGGAAGCGAGAGCUUUUGGUCGUCGUAGGUGGUGCAGUCGCCCUUGAGCUGGUUCUUGCCCUCAACACACCGAUCAGCUACGACGUCAGCGAAGCAGAAGUCCUCCGACUCGUACUCGCCUCCAUUGCCCAU
Molecule: messenger RNA, 1513 nt
Organism: Vitrella brassicaformis
Lineage: Eukaryota; Vitrellaceae
Source: the annotation of a GenBank genome assembly